Messenger RNA from Toxotes jaculatrix (banded archerfish), 4145 nucleotides. Its product is annotated as sine oculis-binding protein homolog. The record is from RefSeq and is a predicted model, not a curated record. Bases 235 to 2841 code for a protein of 868 amino acids. Gene Ontology annotation, biological process: animal organ development. Gene Ontology annotation, cellular component: nucleus. The transcript has 7 exons. NCBI's taxonomy places the organism in Eukaryota, Metazoa, Chordata, Actinopteri, Toxotidae.
UGACAGUGGUGUAGAGGAGAGAGUGGGGAUUGUUCGGCGGCGGAGCCUCCAGCCCGGAGCGCACGCAUGUUCAGUGGACUCGAAUGGUGUGAAGCCCCAGAUGAAGGACUCAGACGUCCGGGAAUGACAGCCGCUGUCACCGAGAGUGACAGCUUUCACUCUGACCUACUCCGCUAAAACUACUCCAGCUGACACCUAACACUGAUCCGGAUUGGAUCCAGCCAGACCAGGACUAUGCCAGAGAUGGAGAAAGGGAGACCUCCGGAAAAUAAACGCAGUAGGAAACCCGCGCACCCCGUAAAGAGGGAGAUCAACCAGGAGAUGAAGACAUUUGCAGAAAGCACCAUGAACGAGCUCCUGGGUUGGUACGGAUACGACAAGGUAGAUCUCAGAGACUCAGAGGCCAAUGAGAUCAGAAACUACAGAGAGAGACGCCAGCAUGUGUCAGUACUAAAAGAAAACUCAUUGCCAAAACCCAAGAGCCUGGACACCAAAGUCAGUCAUUCAGUCCUGGCCAUGAAGACUGGGGAGAGAGAGUCCUCCAGUGUCCCCUCCUCUUCACCGUCCUCUUCGUCGACAAGCUCGUCCCUGACCACUCCCAAGGAGCACAAGAGUGCCCCUGUCAUUGUCCCCCUUAUAAAGCCAUCAGCAGUGGAAGAUGUACAGAAUGUGCAGAUAGUGUGUGUUUGGUGCCAGAAAGAAGGUGUAAAACGCUACUCUCUAUGUAUGGGCUCAGAGCUCAAGAGCUUCUGCAGUGAGAAGUGUUUCGCCGCCUGCAGACGGGCCUACUUCAAACGCAAUAAGGCCAGAGAUGAAGACCUCCAUGGUGAGAGAUCCCCUCAGCACCCCCAUGCAGAGGACUCGCCCAGACUGGUGUUGAAAAUAAACAGCAAUGUCAGAUCUCUCUCCCCUGUGCCACAGGUAUGUGAUUGGUGCAAGCACGUCCGUCACACUAAAGAAUACUUGGACUUUGGAUCUGGUGAGGAACGACUCCAGUUCUGCAGCACCAAGUGUCUGAAUCAGUACAAGAUGGAUGUAUUCUACAGAGAAGCCCGUGCAGCUCUCACCAGCACCAGCUCUAGCCCAAGCAGACCCAGUCAGGAGGUGAGGGCGGACAGCAGCGUCAUCGGGCAAAAGCUACUCACUCCUGAGUCCUGGAACAGCAACAACAGUAUAGGGGAGGCCCGUCACAGAAACCUCUCCCCAAAAGGGUCUGCACUAAUCCAUGGAUCAGCAGAAUCCACAUCCAUCUCCUCCUCAGAGGCAUCUUGUUCUUCCAAGGUCCCUGUCUCUGGGCUGAGGACCCUGGAGAGACCCAUACAGCCUCCUCCACCUCCGCCUGCUGUGGAGGUGUCACCCCACCCUGCUCCCCUUCCCCUUCCACCUCCUCCUCGCCCCCCUCUGGAACAUCAGCCGGUGCCUCAAAUCCCCAUUCCCUUCAUCAGACCUCCUCUUCAUGCUCAGGGCCUGAAAAGCCCCCUUGCCAACCCUCCCAGACACCCAGGCCCCCCCUCCAGCCCUAUCCACAGACCUCCUCACUCUCCUCACCUGCAGCCCCCCACCUCCUCUUCCAUAAAUCCCCCUGGACUGAUGCAUCCCUUUCCAGGUGCCUACUUCCCUGGCUUGCACUCCCCUCCUCUGAAUAUGAUGCCAAGAGGUCCUGUCCCAAUGCCUCCCAUAAUGAACUUUGGUAUCCCUUCCUUCAGUCCUCUCCUGCCCCAGCCCACUGUCCUGGUUCCCUAUCCCAUCAUUGUUCCCCUGCCUGUUCCCAUACCCAUUCCCAUCCCAAUUCCAGUCCCCUCUAAGACAACCCUAGAAACUCCAAGUCACAGUGGAGUUAUCCAGCCUGUGCCAGAGGGGGCAGACAGGGGUAGAUCCAGGGCUACCAGGCCGCCAUCUCCAGGGAUCCCCGAAGGGGACAGCAGAUUGGUAGCCAACAAAUUGGGUGGAACCUUGACUCAAGGUUUCCCCUCACCAAGUGACCCCAACACAAGGGACACAGAUUGGGUUAAAUCAGAGAGGCCAUUCCCAUCCCCAACAUCCACGCUCAACAGUGGAACCUCCUCUCCCAGAGCACAGUACAAUGAAUCCCCCUGCUCGGCUCCAGGGCUAGAGGGGCUGACAGACUAUAAGCAGCAGCAGGCAGAGCGACAAGUCAUCCAAAGGGUUCUUCAAAGGACCCAAGUGAAGCUGGAGCCCAGUGCCAAUGGAGUGGUGGACCUAUCAGGGCUGGGGGAGUCAGGAACUGGGCAGGGUACCAGAUCAGGGCUCCACGACAUCAUCAGACCCACCCCUACUCUACCACUGUCCCCUUCACAUGACACUGUCUACCACCACCAGGACUCCCACACUCUACGUUCACAAACCCCACCAAGCCCAACAGGGAGCAGCCAUCCAAAUGAUGUCACGUCCUCUGCCUUGAAAUCUCAGGACCACAGUCCAAAUGGGAUGUCUUUGUCGUCCACACCCUCCAGUCCAGACUCCUCCGUACCCCAGAGAGUAUCAGCUCCACUCCCUGAACCCACAAUCAGUGAGUUGGAGGCCAUCAAAGAAAACAAGUGCUCUGUUGUUGGCCCAGUGCGGGUCGAGGGCCCAGUCAAUCAGUCAGAAGAGCCCUUAGCUGUAGUCGGGGAAGUAGGAGAGGACCCCCAUGUUCCUGAUGAGGACCAUGCCUAUGCCCUGCCCACAGCGCCAAAGACAGGUGGGACCACCACCCCUCUGCUCUUGCCCAAACUCAGGGACAAGGGUAGCUUGCGGGGCCCUGUUAAUAUGCCCACUGCUGGAGACUUGGAGCCAGCUCUGAAGAGGCGAUGUCUACGAAUCCGAGAUCAGAAUAAAUAGAGGAUGGAGGUGAGAGAUUCUAUUACUAGACUCCCUGUUUAACACUGUAUGGCAGUGCCAGAUUCAGUGCCACGCCCUCUUGUGGACAACACCAGUGCUAACAGCCUCCAGCCUUGUCCCUCAGCCUGUCAGCCCACCAGAGUGUUGCUCUGCCUGUAGACCAGCAGGGUGCCAACCCAGGAAGCAGUCCAGAUGGCCAUAUUAUCACAAGCCAACGUGGCGGGAAGAACACAACACAGUCACACAUUUUGUCUUGGACCAAAGAGUAUUGCUGUCUUGUGUGUUAUGUUGUGUUCAGUGAGAUUGUUUGAUAUGGAGCAUCUCAGAUCUUCUCCCUGUCUGACAGUGCCCUAAAGUGUGCCUAUGUGUGUGUAUGUGUGUGCACAAGUUAGUGUGGCUGCCCAGAUGCGCUCCUCCUCCUCCUCCUCUCCUUGCUCCACACAGCAGACAGAGCUCUGAUCAGCCUUGUGUGGUCUUCUCAGAUGGAACCUGAACAUGAUCUCUUUCCAGGGGAAACGGUUUGUUUUCUCUGCCUGGCUUGCACAAAGAGCCACAUUGUUCCUCUCCCCAUAUCCCACGCUGACUCCCCACUCCAGGUUUUGGGUUACCUGGCUGACGGGGGCUCAGACUUCAGGAGCUUUUUUAUUUUUUUGACCGACAGCCAGGAAUAUAGUACACCCUUCUCCCCUCCACCUCUCCGCCCCAAUCUAAAUACGGUACGCACUACACACACUAGUCCUGAGGUUUGAAUCCUCACAACUGAUUGCCUGUGAUUCCCUACUCUGCUCACUUCCUUCAAGGGAGGAGAGAAAUUCUGCUGAGAUUAAGACUUCAUCCUUGGGCAGGUUACACACUGUGCAGUGAGAGUCUUGCUGGGCUGUUAAGACAAAUGACUGAGCAGUAUAAUGCAACCUUUUAGGAGAGAGGAUGCUCCCUCUGCCGCCUCCAAAACAAUGUAAAACUAUAUAGUAUAUAUGAGGGGACGCCUACUGACACACAGUAGCUGAGGUGGUCUGUGAACACUUUAGUCGUCCUGAUGACGCUGGUACAUAAAUGUUUGAUUUACAGACCCUCCCUCACCAUUCACCUGAUCUGCCAAAGCUUUAAUAGCAAAUCAGAAUUUGAAUCACUUUUAGCAGCAAGUGCCAUAAAUAUUUAUGGAAAAUUAAAAUCUUGAACAUUCAUGGCACAUGACAUUUUAACUGAUCCCGAUUCUGAUUUAUUUUUUUCUUUAUAUUGCUGGCUCUGAUCAGACCAUCCUAAAAAAAAAAAUUAAAAAAAAAAAAAAAAAAAAAAAAAAAACA